Molecule: messenger RNA, 2559 nt
Organism: Myodes glareolus (Bank vole)
Lineage: Eukaryota; Metazoa; Chordata; Mammalia; Rodentia; Cricetidae
Source: RefSeq, a predicted model, not a curated record
UCAGUGCAAAGACCUUGGGGUGAGAGUAAACCCACCUCACGCACACCAGGCUAGUGUCGGACACGAACAAGGUUAGCAGGCAGAGGUUAGCCCAGCACAGGACCAAAUUCUGCAGAUCUUUGUGGCAUUCUAUUUUGGAGUCAAGGGCCUGGAGCGUGAUAGACAAGUACUCUGCCGCUUACUCGCGGCUUCAAGGCAGCUGCUCUCUGACUGAGCUGUGUAUCUGUCCCUCUCUUUACUGCUUGAGACAGAGUCUUAGUAAAUUGCCCAGGCCGGCCUUGAAUGCACUCUGUAUCCAAGGCCAGCCUCUAAUCUCCAGUCCUCCUGCCUCAGGCUCCUUGGUAACUGGGGUGACUGAUCUGUACCAUCACCGCCCCCACUGAUGCCUGGACUUGUAUCUUGAAAGAAUCAAGAACUCAGAGACUGGAGGAACUUGGCUGGCAGGUUCACAAGUUCUGUGUCCCUGCGAGCAGUUGGAGAAGUAGGAAACUCAGAAGGAAGGCCACUGUGACAUUCUUUGUGGGAGAUGGUGGCGGCAAGGCCAGCAUGGUGACUGCCGAUGUGCUGGGCACUGGUCGGUACUGUCCGCGCGCUGUCCUAGCUGAGGCUUGCGGCCGCACCACUUCUCACCGCUGGGUGGCGCGUCCCGCCUGGGCACGAACUCACCCCUUGCCCGGUCUACCCCAAAGCUUCUUUCACUUUCGGUCUUUGGCUGUCACCAAUUUAGUCUUUCCACACCCAGCUGGGGCAAGCCUGACCCUGCCACAGGCAUGAGGGGUCCCCGGCCGAGAUGACAGUGCUGGUGCCAGCCUGGAGUCCACAUUCCUCCCUGCUGCUGCUGCUGUUGCUGCUGAGUCCUUGUCUGCGGGGGACACCUGACUGCUACUUCAGCCACAGUCCUAUCUCCUCCAACUUCCACUUGAGGAUCAGCGAGCUGACUGACUACUUGCUUAAAGAUUACCCAGUCACUGUGGCCAUCAACCUUCAGGACGAGAAACACUGCAAGGCCUUGUGGAGCCUCUUCCUGGCCCAGCGCUGGAUGGAGCAACUGAAGACUGUGGCAGGAUCUGAAAUGCAAAAACUCCUGGAGGCAGUCAACACGGAGAUACAUUUUGUCACCUCAUGUGCCUUUCGGCCUCUUCCAGAAUGUCUUCGCUUCGUCCAGACCAACAUCUCCCACCUCCUGCAGGACACCUGCACGCAACUGUUGGCUCUGAAGCCCUGUAUGGGGAAGGCCUGCCAGAAUUUUUCUCGGUGCCUGGAGGUGCAGUGCCAACCAGAGUCCUCUACCCUGCUACCCCCAAAGAGUCCUGUAGCCCUAGAAGCCACUGGGCGUCCAGAGCCUCCAUCCCGACAAUUGUUUCUUCUGCUGCUGCUGCCUCUCACGCUUUUUCUGCUGGCAACUGCCUGGUGCCUUCACUAUCAGAGGGCAAGAUGGAGGAAAAUGUUCCGCCCUGGGGUGCCCCUCAACUCCCAUCCCUAGAAUACGAAACUUGUGCAGCGUUGACUCCGCCAAGGUCUUAUCUCGAAGCUGAAGCAGUAUCUCAAGCCUGAAUUGCAGAAAUCCUACGUCAAAAGCCAAAAACAACGACAAAAGGUUCUGUUUGUUUUCUGAGGCCUCCAAUGGCCCUGCGUCGGCACUGGGUAAUGCUCCAUAGAACCCUGAUGUGAGGCUGAGGCAGGAACAGCCCAAUUCCCCAAGAUCAUGACAGCAAAGUGGCAGGAAAGCCAAGUGUUGGAGACUCCAGGUAGAAUCGACUCAAGCUGGGAUGUGUGGGGAGGUUCUCACGGUGACUGCCAAAUCGACUUGUUUGGCUUUUUGUUUGCUUUGGGGGGCUAUAAAUGCACAGCAGGGAGGGUAUCUCAGAUAAUGUGCACAGCAAAGCUUUUGGAAACAGAAGCAGGUGGAUGCAUCUCAGGAACCUGAAGUCCUUCUUUUUUCCCCCAACUCUUUUUUGUUUGUUUGUUUGUUUGCUUACUUUGUUUUCGAAACCAGGUUUCUCUGUAGCUUUGGAACCUGUCCUGGAACUCCCUCUGUAGACCAGGUUGGCCUCGAACUCACAGAGAUCCGCCUGCCUCCGCCUCUCGAGUGCUGGGAUUAAAGGUGUUUCCCCACCGCCCGGCUCCCCGAACUCCGCCCGGCUCCCCGAACUCUUAUCUUCGAUAACUAUUUCCAUCUGUUUAAUACUGGGAGACUGCUAAGCUCAGAAAAGGCCGGCAAUUGUCUUGCACACCAUGAGGGUGAAGGGAGGAAACACAAAUCGCUAUGGUUCUAACGCAACACGGGCGAGCCGGCCAGGACUGAUGCACGCCCCCUUAUGGCCACCACGUGUUCUGCAACCGUCGUUACUUGAGGGGAGCAAUGGCGCUCCACACAGCGGACGUCUGACUGGAGACGAGCACUCCCUCCAAAAUAUGGCCGCCGGGGCUGGACGGCCUUGUCCCUCUGAAGCCGCCUCGGGAUCCACGUGAUCUCUCGCCCCGCACAGACAUGGCCGCCAAGGGCUAACUCAAAACGGUGUCCUGAUUGGACAAUAUAAAGAUGACCCACCUUCCAGU